This is a messenger RNA of Lycium barbarum (goji berry), 1622 nucleotides long. RefSeq names its product probable protein phosphatase 2C 2. Lineage: Eukaryota; Viridiplantae; Streptophyta; Magnoliopsida; Solanales; Solanaceae. Gene Ontology annotation, biological process: protein dephosphorylation. The transcript is spliced from 4 exons. Bases 267 to 1325 code for a protein of 352 amino acids. The record is from RefSeq and is a predicted model, not a curated record. Gene Ontology annotation, molecular function: cation binding; protein serine/threonine phosphatase activity.
AGAGUACACGCGUCCACCGUCCCCACGACUUUUUUUUUUACAGCUAACAGCUGUUUCCCUUUCAUUUCUAUACACAGCAAUUGAGUCCAAACUUAUCAAAUUUUGGUUUCAUUUGUUCCUCUAUUCAACUCUCAAGAAAGUCCUAAAAAAAUAAGAAUCCUUAGACAAACCCAUCAACAGAAUUAAAUUAUCUCAGUGUUUUCAAUUUCCAUCCCCCAAUUCCGGUUUUUUUUUUUUUCUCCCGAUUUUGUUGUAAUUUGCUAAUUAUGGGAGCUGAAGCUGAGGUUAUGGUUCAAGUUCAACAUAAUAUCCCUGUGUUGGAUGUCCCUUGCUGUUCUGAUUUGGAUGUCAAAUGCCCAGAGACAACAAUAUUGCAGUUUGUUCCUAGCAUUCGCUCAGGUAGCUUUGCUGACACUGGCCCACGUAGGUUCAUGGAAGACGAGCAUAUAAGGAUAGACGAUCUUUCUGCACAUCUUGGCACACUCAUGAGGCUUCCGGAGCCCAGUGCUUUCUAUGGGGUAUUUGAUGGUCAUGGAGGACCGGAAGCUGCAGCUUAUGUGAGAAAAAAUGCAUUCAGAUUAUUCUUCAGAGAUACCAAUUUCCCAGAGACUUCAGAAGUUGAUGAUGCAUUUCUAGAAGGGGUGGAGAGCUCUCUUAGGAAAGGGUUUCUUCUGGCGGACCUUGCUUUAGCUGAUGAGUGCAAUGUUAGCAGUUCUUCUGGAACCACUGCACUGACAGCUCUUGUGUUGGGAAGGCUAUUAAUGGUGGCAAAUGCGGGAGACUGCCGAGCAGUCCUUUGCCGUAAUGGAGAGGCAAUCGACAUGUCUCAAGACCAUAGACCAAAUUAUCCAUCAGAGAGGAGGCGUGUUGAAGAGUUGGGUGGAUUUAUCGAUGAUGGUUAUCUGAAUGGUAUACUAUCAGUGACCAGGGCCUUGGGGGACUGGGACAUGAAGCUGCCUCGUGGCUCUGCCUCUCCUCUGAUUGCAGAGCCAGAAUUUCGACAGAUAGUUCUGGCGGAGGAUGACGAAUUCCUUAUAAUUGGUUGUGAUGGAAUCUGGGAUGUCAUGUCAAGUCAACAAGCAGUUACGCUAGUGCGUCGGGGGCUAAGAAGGCAUGAUGAUCCUGAACAAUGUGCUAAGGACCUUGUCAUGGAGGCCUUGCGGCUCAAUACAUUUGACAAUCUUACUGUAAUUAUUAUUUGCUUUACUUCCCCUGAUCAUCACGAGCCAUCACCAAUGCGUCAAAGGAGAUUAAGGACCUGCAGCUUCUCUGCAGAAGCCUUGUAUAGCUUGCAGAGCUGGUUAGACAACAAUGGGAGCAAUUGAUCGCGGUACAAGCUGUUUGCAGCUGCCUCAUUUGGGCAGAAUAAAAAGCAGCUAUGGUUUUGAUAGUGAUAUUCUCUUUUCUUGCUGUUGUAUUUGGGUGGAUGUGUGUACAUACAAUUGGUUGGUGAGUGGGAGCUACACUGACUUGUAGUUUUAUUAUAGCUGCUGUUAGCAUAUGGCCGUGUUUAUGUAACUCAUUAUAUUAGUUGUACAGAAUGAACACUUGGGUACUUUUUGCUCGUUAAAACAAACCUCUCCCUUAUUGAUUGGUGCUAGGGAGAAAUGGAUUUUUAACUA